Messenger RNA from Symphalangus syndactylus (siamang), 977 nucleotides. It is a transcript of the gene BOLA2B, whose product is annotated as bolA family member 2B. Gene Ontology annotation, cellular component: nucleus; cytosol. Gene Ontology annotation, molecular function: 2 iron, 2 sulfur cluster binding. The record is from RefSeq and is a predicted model, not a curated record. Lineage: Eukaryota; Metazoa; Chordata; Mammalia; Primates; Hylobatidae. Gene Ontology annotation, biological process: intracellular iron ion homeostasis; protein maturation.
CUUCCUCCGGGCACACAAGUCCUCCCCCUCUCACCAGGGCCCUCGCCCGCUGGUCCGCCAGGCGCCGCCUUUUUUGCGGCCCCCAUUGUGCUGCUGGACCCGACGAGCAGGGUUGACAGUGAACCCCACGUAGACGCGGCCCCGGUACCGGGGGUUCAGGCAGUAGAGCAGGUAGACGCCGAAGAAGCGCCCUGGCCUCGCCGCGACCCCCGCGGGACCCAUCGGGGCUUGGGGUUCGGGAACCACAGCAGGGAGUUGAUUGCCGUGACCUAGGGUCCAGGGGAGGGCUGGAUCGCUAGGGCUGCAGGGUGCUUGCUUCGGAACAAGCUCCCGGGGACUAUCCGGAGGAAGCCUGGAGGCCGCCGUAGCGCGGGUACUUGCUCCUCUUCUGUCUGGAGGCGGCUGUAGAAGUCCGACCGCGGAAGCCAGACUGCUGUCGGGUCGGCGAGCGCGUACCAUUCAGCAUCGGCUCCGCCCGAGUCCCACCUUCCUCAGGCUCUGAUUGGCUGACAGAUGGCAAGCGCGAAAAGCCUGGACCAUUGGAAAGCCCGGCUGCUUGAGGGCGGAAGUACUGCGUUGACGUACGCCUUAGUAAGGGCGGAAGUGAGUUUUCCAGCGGAAGCGGCUCCUGUAAGGCAGCAAAGUAGCGUGGCCGGCGUCCGAGCCGGGGUUGUGUCUCCGCUGGGCUGCCGCCCCAGCUGGACUACCGCCAUGGAACUCAGCGCCGAAUACCUCCGGGAGAAGCUGCAGCGAGACCUGGAGGCGGAGCAUGUGCUUCCGAGUCCUGGUGGUGUCGGCCAAGUUCGAGGGGAAACCGCUGCUUCAGAGACACAGGCUGGUGAACGCGUGCCUAGCAGAAGAGCUCCCGCACAUCCAUGCCUUUGAACAGAAAACCCUGACCCCAGAGCAGUGGGCACGUGAGCGACAGAAAUGAGGGACUGGGAUCUGCACAGCCAUUAAAUUAUAAGUCUGGACCA